CUCUAGUAAUUCGUUGCUUCUUCGUUGCUGCAGCCUUGACUCUACAAACAAGAAGUCGGAAGAGUCUGUCUGGAUUUUUCUUUUCUUUUUUUCUUUUAAAACAACACCACCGAGAAACGUAAAUGGCUUUAGAAUCCAGAAUCACUCAAGAAGAAAUUAAAAAGGAGCCAGAGAAACCCAUUGACCGGGAGAAGACCUGCCCUCUUCUGCUGCGAGUUUUUACCACCAACAGCGGCCGCCACCACAGAGUAGACGAAUUCGCUCGAGGAAAUGUUCCCUCAAGUGAACUGCAGAUUUACACGUGGAUGGAUGCCACUCUGAAAGAACUCACCAGUUUAGUGAAGGAGGUUUAUCCAGAGGCCAGAAAAAAGGGGACCCACUUUAGCUUCGCUAUAGUCUUCCCUGAUCUCAGAGGGAAAAUGUACAAGUUCAAAGAGAUCGGCAGUACGAUAUCUGGCAGAAAGGGUCCAGAUGACUCCAUGACCUUGCAGUCUCAGCGGUUCCAGAUUGGGGAUUACCUGGAUAUCGCCAUCACGCCUCCCAACAGAGCCCCGCCUCUUGGCCCACGAAUGCGUCCUUUCUGAACCCAUGCUCACCUAAAUAUGUGCUUUGAUUGACAACUCUAUUUCAUUUGUGUCUUCAGUAGUUUUGUGUCAUUUUCUAAUAAAAAAAAACUUGUGUUCAAUAAAGACUUUUCAUUUCAAAAAUUCA
Oryzias latipes (Japanese medaka) is the source of this 711-nucleotide messenger RNA. RefSeq names its product Sin3A-associated protein (gene sap18). NCBI's taxonomy places the organism in Eukaryota, Metazoa, Chordata, Actinopteri, Beloniformes, Adrianichthyidae. The record is from RefSeq and is a predicted model, not a curated record. Gene Ontology annotation, cellular component: nucleus. Gene Ontology annotation, biological process: negative regulation of DNA-templated transcription. Gene Ontology annotation, molecular function: transcription factor binding; transcription corepressor activity.